Morchella importuna is the source of this 813-nucleotide messenger RNA. RefSeq lists its product as uncharacterized. Gene Ontology annotation, biological process: inositol phosphoceramide metabolic process. Gene Ontology annotation, molecular function: inositol phosphoceramide synthase regulator activity. Gene Ontology annotation, cellular component: inositol phosphoceramide synthase complex; Golgi membrane. The transcript is spliced from 3 exons. The coding region runs from base 1 to 813 and encodes 270 amino acids. Lineage: Eukaryota; Fungi; Ascomycota; Pezizomycetes; Pezizales; Morchellaceae. The record is from RefSeq and is a predicted model, not a curated record.
AUGACUUUCUCUCUCCGCUUUCUGCGGAUGCCCCGCCCAACACAUUUCCUCGGUCUCUUCGACCUCCAAAAUGGCGCCGAGCUGAUCCUCAUGAGCGCCCUUCUCAACAAGGUCUCGGGACUAUAUGGCAUCCUCGCCAUCUUUACUGGCGCCGCCAUCUCCGGCCUCCAGCUCUCCAUGUACAUAUACUCAAUCCUCCUUGCGGUACUGCUCGUCAUCCUGACGCCAAAGCUGCAUCACCGCGACCCCCUGGCGGCACUCAGCUUCGCCUACCUCUACCUCUUCGACUCCCUGAUUAACGCGCUCUACACCGUCGUCUUCGGCAUCUCCUGGUUCCUUGUCCUCUCCGCCAAGCAUCCUCUCAGCUCCGCCGCCAAGACAAUCGAUGAGACCGCCGGCUUCACCUCGCCGGUCUACAAUGUCACCAAUGUUGAGAUCGUCCAGAAUGGCCAGGAGGCCGUCGCCGUCGGCAUGAAUGUUGACGGUGCCGCGCAACAGCCUUAUCUCGGUGCUGGGAUGCUGCAGCCUGAGAGCCCCACGUGCGUCCUUAUCAUCGCGAUCCUGUGGGUCGUGAGGGCGUAUUUCGUAGUGAUUGUGGCGGCGUUUGCCAGGAGCGUUGUGAUGGAGAGCGCCACGCCGGGAGAGGCGCCGUUCGAGGGAAGGAAUAAUGGUGAGGGGUGGAAGGGGCAGCUUGGGAGGGCGCUGGUCAAGGUUGGGAGGAGCUAUUGGGUCGGCAAGGACGGAUGGGUGCCGCUCGGCGGCAAGUUCAGGAGGAGCAGGGACGAGAGGAGGCCCAGUAUCGGUCAGGUUUAG